Molecule: messenger RNA, 1359 nt
Organism: Cyclocybe aegerita
Lineage: Eukaryota; Fungi; Basidiomycota; Agaricomycetes; Agaricales; Hemipholiotaceae
Source: the annotation of a GenBank genome assembly
AUGGACGUCGCCAAUGUCCUCCAGACUCCCCCCGUCUUCUUCCGUCUCUUCGUCAACCUCGCCCUCGCCCUCUUCUCCUCCGCCGUCAGCUUCCACUCUCCAGGCAGCGCCCUCCGCGACCGCCAGUACCGCCUCUGGGAGGACGCCUUCGCCGCUGCACAUGGCAAGCUGAGUCUCGGCGAGGACGACUCCGAGGACGCACUCGCAAAACGCGCGUUCGGCAACCAGUGGCGCGCCAGCAUUCCAUUGUGGCCCGUCCUCGACACCAUUCCUCUCCACCACGACCUCCGGGUCGCCCAACGCGCCCAUAUGGUCCUUGCAUGGCUCGUCAGCUUCUACGUCCACUCCAUGCCGCCCCACGGAGACGAGUCCCCAGUGGUACCUAGGGCCCUGGCCGUUCCGCUGCACCAGAUAUCCCGACAUCUUGGCUUCGCUCCCGUGCUCACUUUCGCCGAUACCGUCCUCUGGAAUUGGGACCUCAUCAAUCCGGAGCAGCCCCUAUCCAUCGAAAAUAUGCGAAUUCUUAAUUUGUUCUCAGGCACAGAUGACGAAAGGCACUUUUAUCAGGCAUCAGCGAGGGCCGAAUUGCGCGGAGUCGAGAUCCUGCGUAUCAUCGAGGAUUACAACACCCUCCCAAAUACGACCGAAUUUACCUCCAUCUCAAACAUGGCCCGCGACCUCCAUCGCUUGAGCAGCAUCAUAGAUGACAUCAGUGAAACUAUCCAGUCCGUUCGUCCCCUUUGCGACCCACACGUGUUCUACUGGGAUAUCCGCCCAUGGUUUGAAGGCAGCGACGCGAAGGGGCCCUCCACACCCGGCUGGAUUUACGAAGGCGUCGAUGAAGCCGACCUCGACCUCAGUGGCCCCUCUGCUGGCCAGAGCAGUGUCAUGCAUGCGCUCGACAUUUUCCUCGACGUCGACCACAAGCUUAGCCAGCGCCGCUAUCCUGCCCCUUCACCGGAGAACAAACGCGCCGAUCUAGGUUUCAUGGAGAGAAUGAGACGAUAUAUGCCUGGCAAGCAUCAGGAAUAUCUGCGACAUGUGUCCGGCGCUCCUCGUUCGAUCCGCGACGUCGCCCAAUCCACUCCUGCCCUCCGCGACGCUUACGACAGCGCGGUCAUGGCCUUGAAACGCCUCCGGGACAGCCAUAUCCGGAUCGCCUGCCUCUACGUCGUCACAAUGUCCCGCACGACGCCCGGUGCCCGUGGUGGGUGCCCCGCGUCCGCCAUGAUUGACCGCCUCCAUGCAGCACGACUCGCAGGCAAAGGGCCCGUUCGUGGAACAGGGGGAAACGAGCUUUCGAUAUUACUCAAGGCGGGCCGCGACGCGACCAGACGGGCAAUCCUCAAGCCAAAUUGA